Cricetulus griseus (Chinese hamster) is the source of this 6878-nucleotide messenger RNA. The record is from RefSeq and is a predicted model, not a curated record. Lineage: Eukaryota; Metazoa; Chordata; Mammalia; Rodentia; Cricetidae.
CCCCCCCUGCCACUCGCAGCCCGGACAGGCAGAGGUUGGGGACUGCCUGGCGUUGCACCGAUCGAGAGCCACAGGUUGCAAACGCAGGGAGCUGUGCCCAUGACAGUGGCGCUGUGAAGCUGCUGGUGAGCAGUGGCUGCUGGUGGGUACCAGAGCUCGGGAAGACAGGAGCGGCCCUGAAACCCAAAACCAGCGCCCUCGCUGUGGCUGUUUCCCGGGCUGGCCCACCAAGACCACCACUAUGACUGAUGGAGAUUAUGAUUAUCUAAUUAAACUCCUGGCCCUUGGAGACUCAGGAGUAGGGAAGACAACAUUUCUUUAUAGAUACACAGACAAUAAAUUCAAUCCUAAAUUCAUCACUACAGUGGGAAUAGAUUUCCGGGAAAAACGUGUGGUUUACAACACACAAGGAGUAGAUGGAUCUUCAGGGAAAGCAUUUAAGGUUCACCUGCAGCUUUGGGACACAGCUGGACAAGAGCGCAUGGGCUUCCUGUUAAUGUUUGACCUCACCAGUCAACAGAGCUUCUUGAACGUCAGAAACUGGAUGAGCCAACUGCAAGCAAACGCUUACUGUGAAAACCCAGAUAUAGUAUUAAUCGGCAACAAGGCAGACCUGGCAGACCAAAGGGAAGUCAAUGAACGGCAAGCCCGGGAGCUGGCUGAAAAAUAUGGCAUACCAUACUUUGAAACAAGCGCAGCAUCGGGACAAAAUGUAGAGAAGUCUGUGGAAACCCUUCUGGACUUAAUAAUGAGGAGAAUGGAACAAUGUGUAGAGAAGACACAGGUUCCGGACACUGUCAAUGGUGGAAAUUCGGGAAAGCUGGAUGGGGAAAAGCCAGCAGAAAAGAAAUGUGCCUGCUAGAGACACUCCUAAGAACCAGUGAUGAAGAGCACACCCAAAUACUAUGUCCUGAAAUAAUGCAAACCACCAAGUUUUUGUUGAGUAGUUCAUGAGCAAUGGCAUGUCUUUCUCUUCCCAUCCCAAACUAUUUUAAUAAAACACAAUAGUCAAUAGUGUUAAAAGAAUUGUACUGUUAACCCUGAGUCCCUUCCAAACAAAAAUCAAAGUUUUCCUAAGUUGGUAGAACUAUUGUAGAUGCUUGGUUGUAUUUUUAUAAAGAAAUUGCGUGUAUGAGAAGUAUCAUGAGUUUUAAAUGAAAGCACAUAUUAACAUAAGCCUGGGGAAAAGAAUAGGCUAACUAAAAAGAGAAUAUGAAAAGAUAAAUUCUGUUUGCAUCUAUUUAUGUGGAGUAUGAUCCAUACGUCUAUAUUUGCAUUGGAGAAGUCAUACUCCUAAAAAUGAACACAUAAAGAAUUCUUUGUGGCUUAUUAAGGAUAGCUGUGUUUACCCAAUAAGCUGCACUGAUAAGGCUGUCAGCAAUGAACAUCAGACUUCCUGUAGGAAACUGUGUAAUAAUGCUUUUUUUAUAUUUCUCAUAAAUGGUGGAGAGGCAUGAACAGGAUCAUGGAUGAAAAGUAUAAGAGGGACAUUCCCUGGAGGAAAAUGCAACAUGGGAAUAUGACAUUUGAAAAGGUAACAUUAAAUGGAUCUUUGAGAUAAUUCUGAGAAAGUGACUUAGCCAAAUUUCAAUAAAGCUGAUUAGAAGUUGGCAUUACCAGUUGGGAUCAACGAUGCCUUCAGAGGCUUCAAUUUAAAUGAUUCAAAUUUUUAGCAUUUCUUCUAAUGGUGCCCAAAUUCACAUUUUAUUUUUUAUUAAAUUCUUUCAAAGAGUCACAAGAAAAAAUAAACCAUUUUUUAUUGAAUAUAUCUUACAAAUGUAGUUAAGAAAACUUAAGAUUCAGUCUUAAAGUUUCUAAAUAUAAAAUUUGUUGGUGGGAGAAACAAAAGAGUGAUUAUUAAUUGUAGAUUUUACUUAAUUUUAGAAAAGCACUAGAAAUUCUAAGUUGUAUUUUCCCUCUAAAACAACACUCACCCCUGCACUGAAGCAGUUACAGCAAUGAAAGUAUGUUCAUGAAUCAUUUCUUCAAACUAAUUAUGAUCCAAUAACUAUGGUCACCCUGAAUUUUCAUGCCAUCAAUCACCAAAAAUUGGUGAUACCUCAUUCUUUAUUAUAAUGUUUUAUUUUGCCAAGAGGAAAAAUAGCUAUAUUUGAGAUGUUCUUGAGAAAACAACAAGGGUUAAUCUGUGGUUCAUCUAACCAAAACUAUAAUCAGUAGUUUUAUUUUUUUCCUUGAAACUGUCUUUUCUUUUUGGAAUUAACCACAGAAUCAUUUCCCAUCGACUUAUUCUUAUAAUUGUGAAAACCAUUUUGUAUUAGUUUUUACUAAUCUUAAUUUGGUGUACAUGUAAACCAAUCCUAUCAAAGUGGUAUUUAUACUUGUUGGUCAACUUUACCAACAAAGACAAAUUGCUUCUAGUUUUCCUUAAGCUUAUAAUUGGUGACAGGAUGUUUUCUCAUCCUUUAAAACAUUUUCAGUCUCAAACGUUUGCAAACCUUGCCUCCUUUGAAAGUUACAAAUAUUACAAAGUAAACUCCCAGUGCCAUUUUAAACCUUUUCCUGGUAAUCUCCAUCUGAUGUCCACUCAGUUUCAGAAAUACAAACAGAUCCAAAGACAUGUUUACAUAAAAUGUUUUUAAGAUAAGUUAGAUCCAGAACUGUGCCACUAAUCAGCACAAUGUGGAAGCUUGUAUGGAAUUCACCCUUAGUACAAUUCUCAAUGCUAAAAGCCCAACACCUCCAACUUCUAUGACUGAUUCUAGGUUAGCAUUCCCUUCAAUUCCCCCUGUCUUGGAUGUUCUUCUUGAUCUCAAUGUCUGUGCCUUGAAGGGAGAACUCAGUAAAUGUUUGCAACAUGUCUUCUGGACAGAAAAUGGGAAGAAGUGACCACAACUAUGGCAAAAUCUGGUGACUGCCGUAAUGUCAAUCUGUUCCUGAUUUUGAUUCAAAUUAUGCCAGUAUUUCCAUAACAGGGAAUGGAUGAGUCAUAUUACAGUGAAGAAAUUUUACCUUUCCAUUUUACCAUUUCUCAUUGUGCUUCAAUUACACGAUUGAUUUGCUUAUGCCAGGAUUCUUUCAUUGUCAGAAUGAAUUUUUUCAGAACCUGCUUUAAGAGCAUCAUUGAUAACCGUAGCAGGAAGCAGAAGGCCAUGCUGACUUUAAAUAUGGAAAUGUGCCUGCAAGAGUAACACGUAUUGGGUAAUAAAUUCAAGAGGGUUGACAUUUCAAGCUGCCAAAAAUGAAAAUAUUUUAUUUAUAAACACUUGGUGUAGAAAUAUUCGCACCUAUAGACUUUGCUGUCAGAACUUGAAAUGUUUUUGACCAUUGUUAGAAAUGGUCAUUCUAACAUUCUCCUAUGAUUUCCAGAUCAUAGUUAUAUAUUUCAUUACAUAACUUUGUAUCCACCUGGUGCCAUGGAUAUUCUGCUUAAAGAACUCCAAAUUUUUAUCUCACUACAAAAUGUAUGUUCGGCUGUUUCCUCUUACUUUUUAAAUGCUUUUAAUGAACCAUAUUGUAUUUUUGAGAGGUAUGUAAUGUACAUGAUACUUCUUUAUGAUACAGAGACCAAGUCUAGAGUGUUUACACUGGUUGAUGUUUACAUUGCCCAAACUCAGUGCCUCAAACACCUCUGUGACCAAAUUUGUUUCCAACCACAAAACUCAUUUUCUCUAAUCAUGGGUCUCCAAAAGGCCUCACAGAGACAAAAAUGUAACAGAAAGCCAGCUGAUAUUGUCAACAAAGGAUGAAAGAGUACUGUUGGGAUUUGGAGAUUAUUGCUUCCUUCCCCUAACCUGUCACACAUUGGACAUUUCUUGAGAGUUAACAGUAAAUUGGUAUAAUACUAUUCUUACUCUAAUACAAGAAUGGUCUUUUGAAAAAUAUGCAAAAUAGGGAAGAGAACAUAUGUUGAUCUUGGUCUGACUAUUCUAACAAGUCCUGACUAAGUGGAGAAAAUGCUGUGUUGGGACAUGAACUCGGAUCUCUCUGUAAUAGUUUCAAAAUUCAUAACUUACUACUUAUGUUAACUUACUACAAAUUUACUGUAAAGAAUCUCCACCCAAACCACUGUUUUCUAAAGUACUUUAUUUGUUAAUUUUUAACCAGAAGGGGCAUUCUCUGCACCAGUAGGUGGCUUUGUUCUAUUGUACAGCUAUCAUUUGCCAAGCUGUGCAGAUAAGAUGACUGGUUAAGAAUUUUAAUCAAAGUUUUGUUGUCUUUUGUAUCCAAAGAAAGAAAGGAAGGAAGGAAGGAAGGAAGGAAGGAAGGAAGGAAGGAAGGAAGGGGGAGGGAGGAAGAAAGGAAGGGAGGGAGAGAGAUGGGGAAAGAAUGAAGAAACUUGACCAUAAAUAACAGCACAGCAUGAAAUAUCUGUAAUAACAGCCUCAUUCCAAAGACAUUUAAAGCUCCAGAGUGAGCCUGCUGGGACUUGACAGAUUAUAUGAGGCUGGGGCAUCUUCUCAUUGGUAUCCAAGAGUCCUAUCUAGAGACAACUCUAUGGUGAUGCCAUGUGUGCCUAGACAAGGUGAACAACCUGGGAGUGCCUGUGGAGGAGACCAUUCACUCUUCUGUACCUCUCUCUCAAGAAAGAAAAAAAUAUGCCUUCCUUUCUGAGUAUCACACCCAAAGUUAGUGGACAAGUUGUUAUCCAUGGAAGGUUUUAGAGUUAUGUUUCAACACCCAACCUAUAAAGAAGUAAAGUUCCAAGUCUCUAGCUUGCUAAGAUAUGUAGUAAUUCCUUAAAGGUCAGGGGUUAUUCAAGCUCCGAGGUAGGGAAUCUGAGUAGUAUGUUUAGAGACUUGGGUUUGGUCUUCAGACAAUAAAGUGGCAGGGAGAAGAAGGGGGAGCUAAGUUUAGCCAAAGUGAUAGAAACCCUGAUUUAAAAACAAAUAAACAAAAAAGCGUUUUCUACAACCAAGCUUUACAACAUUGAAAGUGGCCUAGUAAGAAAGAAAAGCUUUAUCAUUUUAGGAUAGCUUUAUCAUUUUUAAAGAUUUGAAGAAACCCUCUAUAGUUGCCUAAGCAUUCACUAUAUUAUAUUUUCUUCUUGAUAUUUGACCAUAGUGAUGUCAGCUCAUUUCUGUGGUGACUUCAGCGAUCUGAGACCUGACUAUGAUUAUUGGGUAGUAAUUGAGAAUUAUCUCAAUGCAUGGAGCUGCCUGUCUCAUAGCAUGGACAUGAUAAACACUGCUGAGUAUAGAGAAGAUUUUAUAUAAAAAUAUUGUCAUUGAAUUCUUGAGUGGUGUUCAACCACAAUGACAUUAUUGAUCAAAGACUCUGAGAAGAAAUAAGAGUGACAAAUUAGCUAUGUCAGGUCUUUCAAUAUAGGAGAUGAUGAAGAAGAUCAUAGGUUGAUUUAGGUACAGAAAGAAAAGAUUUAUCACUUUUAAAUUAGAUUUGUGGAAAUGUUUCCUCAUAUUUUCUCUACUUAGUGGAGUUUAUUCUCUUAGAAUUAAGGUAAGAAAAAUGUAUGACUACCAAAUAUUUAGGAUACAUAGAAGUAUUUUAUUUACUAUAUGAGUCUGAUAUUUUUAAUAAUUUAUGUUUUAAUUUUCAAGCAGUAACAUUUAAAGAUGCUUUAUUGCCACUUUUCUUUGAACUAACAAUUUAUGGCUGAAAUGUUUUGUAGUUUCAUAUAAGAAAAGAUCAUUUAAAAAAUAAGAGAUAACUAUGGUAAAAACAUUAGUACCAAAAUGGUGGAACUAUUUUAAAAGACAUCAAGUUUUAGGAAUCACCUUUGGUUUAAAUUUGCUUUUCUGCCUCAUUUCCUUUCUAAGAGGUUAUCCGCCUUGUGGCCAGUACAUCUUGUCUAACUUAGUUGUUCAAUAUUCAGAGGCCAUCUGUAUUAUGGCUAGUACCUCUUGGCUAACUUAGUCAUUCAAUACUCUUGGUAAAUCCUACAGGAGCCAGUGUAUCUGGCCUUCACUGAAUGGCUCCCUGUUUAACCAGCAACUGUUGUCCUCAUGUCAAACUCUAUAUAAUAAGGGGCUCAGUCAUAUAUGCUUAUCAUUUUGUUCCAUGUGGUUCUUGUUCCCAGAUGCUCUUUGAUGGAGAGUCUGUUAUAGAAAGGAAAACAGCCAGAAAUGACAACUUCAGGACCAUGUGGCUUUUCUCAUACAGAGCUUAACAAACUUUGAAUAACUCACGGGGUUCAAGUUAGGUUCCAAAUAAAGACACAAAAGAAAUUGACCCCUUUCAUAAACAGACACCAUUAUCAUAAACUAAGAAUAACAAAUUUGCUUCUAACUUGGACCACUUGUCAUGGUAAGAUGUAUUGCAGGGCUAACAUAGUAAUUGUAGUAGGCUGCUAAAUGGAUUGUCAGUCACCUUGAGGUCACUGCAUUUGAUUGAAAAUGUAUAAUGUAUCUUACUGUUGGAAAAAAUAAUGAGCUCUGUUUCAACUAAUGUGUCAUCUUGUAUUUCAAGGAGACCAAUUAGAUUCAAUGUAGGAUAUUAUAAGUUGGUUAAAAUCCAUGUACAAAUAAAAUUUUAUGUCUAAAAGUUUGUUGUAUUUGAACUUAAGAAAAAUAAAUUAUCCUACUUUAUGUGCUAAAAGUAGAUUUUCUGACAACACUGAAGUGCUUUAUAGUAUCUCACCAAUUUCUGUUCCAGUAAUAUUAUCUAUCUCUUUAACUUGAGCAUGUUUGUUUUGUCUGCUUUCAAUACUGAUCUCAGUUUUGUCUAAUGCUUUCAAUGUAACAUAAGACUUUGAGUGUGGAUUACUUAUUGUGCUCCCAAACAGGCAGUGGUUCCAGACAGACCCUGUUAGGUCAUUAUUCGUUGUAUCAAAGUUCCAGUGGCUUCAGAAAUCAUAGCAGACCAUGAUUUUGUGGUGUCUGGGUUUGAGUAGUACUGUUGAGAACUAUACUUAGUGAUUGUUCCUGCACAGUUUUCAAAUAAAAUGAUGUUUUUAUCAAGUA